Molecule: messenger RNA, 1896 nt
Organism: Ustilago hordei
Lineage: Eukaryota; Fungi; Basidiomycota; Ustilaginomycetes; Ustilaginales; Ustilaginaceae
Exons: 1
Coding region: 1-1896 (631 amino acids)
Source: RefSeq, a predicted model, not a curated record
AUGUCUCACGCAUACCAUGGCAAUCAGGCCGGCGGCACUUCCUACCCUUCUUAUCCGCCCGUCGCUCCCUCUUCACCUUACUACCAGCAAAGCAACGGCCGGCGCUACAGCGUGGAAAGCAGCCGUCCGCCCUCACAAGCCGGAAGUUCGAAAUCACCCUACGGCCAGCCACCACGCAGCCCUCUCCACCAACUAUCACAACAACAACACGUUCGCGAUGAGUCCGAUGAAUAUGAGGUCAGAGACCUCGGAGAGAUCGCAGCAGCAAACCAAGCAGCACAAGAACAACGUUGGGGUCCACACGCAGCACUCUCGGAAGCACCAGCUGGUUUCGAACUCUACCAAGAUCAGCACCAGCCUUAUGCUGCCGAUCGUCAUGCAUCCAUGCCAGUCAUGCCGAGCUACGAACCCCCCCUCGCCUACGAUGGCGGAUUCUACAUGGAACCUCCUGGUCUCUACGAACCGGCACCGCAGUCUAACCUCGCACCGAGCCUAGGUGCACCUUCAAUAGCUUCUGGCCCUUCACUUGGCGGCAGAUCUCGUCAGAGCUUGCCUGUCUACGCUUCUCCCUUGAUGCAUUCGGCUGCAUCUGCGGCGGGGUCACCUGCAUCGGAGCCGCCGAACAUGUUCACUGUUACCGCCGCGCAUCACUUGCCUGGCGGUCGUGGACGACCACAAGAUCCCUUUGCGGGAGGAGUAGUAGGAGGAGAUCCAAGAGCACAACCUGGAGCACGAAUGGGUGAUCCACUACCCGGGUUUCCGAAUUGGUCACAUACAUGGUAUGGGGGACAUCUCUCAGCUGAUGGACAUGCGUAUACUAUGGUGCCGCCCGGUUCAGGGCAGAGUGGAUGGGAGAGUGAGACGUUGAGUCGUCAUGGACCACCCAAUGCCAUGACGGGAAACCCAUACGGUCCAACACAGGGAAUAAAUGACUACGUUAAGGAAGAACGCAUUCGAAUGCUCGAAAAGGAGUUCGGCACCAGAGUCAAGCACAAGGGCAAGAGCAAAGGUGCAGAAGGUGCAGACUCUGACGAUGACGACGUGGACGACCAACCAGCGGAAACCCCCCUCGGCGGUGUUGAUGAGAAAGGUCGUUUGAAGCUCCCUCGUCACAAGAUCCGUAUCGCCACUCGCUGGUUGCAAUGCAUCGUCUCACUCGCAGCAGCCGGUUGCGGUAUCGGUGGAUUCAUCAUGAUCCGUCCAGCAGAAAAGGCACCACCCUCCGGUACGCUCCCCUCUUUUGUGCUGUAUGGCGUUUCAGCGCUCUCCACCAUCAUCUGUCUCUGGCUGUUCGCCUUCAAACCUUGCUGUCGAUCCAACCGCGAACCCGCAGCCGGCGUCCCCGGAGCGGCAGGGAACGGGAUGGUCAUCCCUGUCAUGUCCGGCGGCGGUGGUCCCGGAGGCAAACCAUCCAAAGGAAUGUUUGGCAAGAAAAAAGCCAUGGGCACGCAAGGCACCACCGUCAACCUCAUCGUCGAUCCUGCCCUCCUCGGCGGGGGUAAGCGCAACUCCGACCCUGACCUUUCCUCCGACUCUGAUUCCGACGAAAGCCUCCGAGGGGAUGACCGUCGUCGUCGACGCCGCAAAAAGAAACGCGCAGCCAAACUAGGCAUGCUGGGCAACAUGAAGCUGCAAGCACGCUGGCGUGUUGCUCGUACCAGCUUGAAAUGGCACUCCGCUUGGGACUGUGUUCUGUGUCUGAUGUGGGGUGCUGCAUCCCUGAUGGCGUUGGGUGUUGGGAAGAAAUGCCCGAGUGGGACUGCGGAAGGUUGGUGUAACUUGUACAAUGGUGCGAUAGCAUGUGCUGUGAUAGCGACGGUGUUGUGGCUGGUGGCAAUCUAUUGUGAUGUGGUAGGGUUGAGGGUGAGUAAGAUGCCUCCCAAGGCACGAAUCUAG